Molecule: messenger RNA, 654 nt
Organism: Panicum virgatum (switchgrass)
Lineage: Eukaryota; Viridiplantae; Streptophyta; Magnoliopsida; Poales; Poaceae
Product: extensin-like
Exons: 3
Coding region: 1-654 (217 amino acids)
Source: RefSeq, a predicted model, not a curated record
AUGGCGGACGGCGGAGAAACGGGGAAAAGAGAGGGGUCGCGCGACAGAGGGAGCUCUGGUCCUAUUUUUAGGCUAGAGGGCUUGGAGGCGACGCAAAUGAGCUCUGGGGAAGGUCGGACCAGGCCAGAGGCGCUUGUCGGCAAGGUGGCGGCUGGAGGGGCGGCGCUGCGCAUGGCGGGGCGGCAUGGCAAGCGCCCAAGUGUCCAGGGACACUCGGCCUCCACAGUGCCGCCACCAGGCUCUGCCUCGACGCCCCCGCACCACCAGUUCGCCGCGCUGCCACCAGUCUUCGCUGCCUCCGCCUUGUGGCUGCCGCCCCGUCGUCCGCGCGCCGCCGUCUCUGCCCCGGCCUCCUUGGACGACGACCCCGCCAAGCCGAUCACCGGUGCGCCGCCGUCCUUCGCCCCCACGCCGCCUUCUGCCGCAUCGUCUUCGCCGCCCCCAGUCUCCACUGCGCGUCACCGCGCCGCCAUCUCCGCCUACACGCCACCGCACUCUCCGCUGUACGCCGCCGCGCCGCCAGCUAUGCUUCAUCCAGGGCCGCCGCCCUUCCCCCGCAGUGCCAAGAUGAAUGCAUCAAAGAAGAAGUACAACCACCACCUUGGGGCUGGCGGGUACAAGAAGGCAGUUAAGAAAUGGCAGAAGAUGGAGUAA